AUGCUGCAGGGUGCUCCACGUGGAGGUGGAGUAGGAGGUGGAGGAGGAGGUGGUGGGGGAGGAGGUGGCGUGGGAGGCAAAGCCCUGCGGGAGAUGAGCAUGGAGGAGCAGCAGGAGCUCCGGCGCAAGAUCAACAGCCGUGAGAGGAAGCGCAUGCAGGACCUGAACAUGGCCAUGGACGCCCUGCGCGAGGUCAUGGUCCCCUACUCCUCCACGUCAUCCGGUGGGGGUGGCCAUCACCACCACCACUACCACCACCACCAGCAGCAGCCCAUGCAGCAGCACCCCUACCUGGGCAGCAGUCAGCAGCACUCCCCUGGUGGUGGGGGCGUACCGCAGGCGGGGCGGCGGUUGUCUAAGAUCUCCACGCUGGUGCUGGCGCGAAACUACAUCCUGCUGCUGGCCUCCUCGCUGCAGGAGAUGCGCCGGCUGCUGGGGGAGCUGAGCGUGGGGGUCGGGGUGGGGAUGAGCGGGAUCGGGGCUGGGGGCAUGGGUGUUGGAGGUGUGGGUGUCCAGCGCAUGCUGCUGGCCGGCGGGUGGCCGUUCCUGGCGGGUGCCCCUGCCGGACAGCUCCUGCUCACGGCCGAGACGCUCCUGGCCAUCCCUGGUGCCCCUUCUUCUUCUGCCUCCUCCUCAUCCUCAUCCUCAUCAUCAUCUGUGUCCUCUUCCUCCUCCUCCUCACCCUCUUCCUCCAAGUGCCCCCUGCUCCCAGUGCCUGCUCCUCUGCCGCCCCAGGAGGAGGUGGUUGUGUGGGGCUCGACUGGUGGCAGUGCUGGUGGUGCUGGUGGUGGCGGCAGUAGUGGUGGUGUGCUGGCUGGGAUGGUCAGUGGUGGUCCCAUGUGUCCAUGUGGGGUGUGCAGGGUACCCAGGAUGAUGCAUCCGACUCCAGGGCCACGCUUCCCAAAGUGA
Molecule: messenger RNA, 909 nt
Organism: Engraulis encrasicolus (European anchovy)
Lineage: Eukaryota; Metazoa; Chordata; Actinopteri; Clupeiformes; Engraulidae
Gene: olig1
Product: oligodendrocyte transcription factor 1
Exons: 1
Coding region: 1-909 (302 amino acids)
Biological process (GO): axon development; positive regulation of transcription by RNA polymerase II; sensory organ development
Cellular component (GO): nucleus
Molecular function (GO): protein dimerization activity; DNA-binding transcription factor activity, RNA polymerase II-specific; E-box binding
Source: RefSeq, a predicted model, not a curated record